Linum tenue is the source of this 1656-nucleotide messenger RNA. Lineage: Eukaryota; Viridiplantae; Streptophyta; Magnoliopsida; Malpighiales; Linaceae. The record is from the annotation of a GenBank genome assembly.
CGAAGGAGAAGGACGGAGAAGGAGAAUCUCAGGGGGCUGGGAUUCCGAUAAAGCCCUUUUGCUGUUACAAAAGCACAAUAAGAUCUCAAUUCCCGAGAAAUUUGGGAGAAGCCGGCGGGCGGCGGACGGCGGAGGUGAACGAAACAAACAGAAAGCAUUGACUCCAGAGGGGGUUUUUGUUUAUUGUUUUUAAUUUAGUCAUGGAGCAGUGAGGUUUCAUGCCGCGAUAAGAAGGGGAGGGAGAAAGGUACAAAACUGUAGAGUAAGGGUGAGGGAAGCAGAGGGAAUUUUCAAUUCUUCUGUAGUGGGGCAGGGUUUUGGGUUUGUCUGCUUCCUCAAUUCAUCCCUUUCUUCCCUAGACUCUCAUAGCUCUAUAUCAUUUUCAUGGUGGAUUCCCUUUUUCACGUGUAAAGAUUGCUCUUUUGCUUGAACCCAACUCCCAUAGUUUAAAACCCAAAACUCGGAAUCAGCUCUCCUAUUACUGUUUUCUGCUGCGGGGGAAAUGGAUUCUCAGGUUAUUGUAGCGCUUGCUCUGUCGCUGGUUGGCGGCCUCAGCACUUCACUUGGUGCUCUACUUGUAAUCCUUUCUGGGGCGCCAAGCUUGAAGAUGCUUGGCCUUUUACAGGGUUUUGCUGCAGGUCUUAUGUUGAGCAUAUCGUUCUUUGAUCUCGUUCAUAAUGCCAUCAACUCGAUUGGCUUUCUGAAGGGAAAUCUUUGGUUUUUUGCCGGGAUUAUAUUCUUUGCUAUAGUUGUGACAUUCAUUCCUGAACCACAAAUAGCUCCAGCCUCAGAAGGAAAAAGGAAAAAGGAAAAUGGAGACGAAGGGGGAAAGGAUAUGUUGAAAAAGCAUCGUCGACAAGUUUUCUACAGUGGGAUUGUUACCGCAAUCGGAAUAAGCUUGCACAAUCUGCCCGAGGGCAUGGCUGUGUUCCUCGGAUCGCUAAAGGGUCUUCGUGUUGGUCUAAAUUUAGCUUUCGCCAUUGCUCUGCACAAUAUCCCAGAGGGUGUUGCAGUUGCACUUCCUGUUUACUUUGCAACACAAAGCAAGUGGGAAGCGUUCAAAUUGGCGACACUUUCUGGGUUUGCAGAACCACUCGGUGUUGUAGUUGUAGCAUAUCUAUUCCCAAGCAGCUUGAAUCCUGAAAUACUGGAGGGUCUACUGGGAGCAGUUGGCGGAGUGAUGGCGUUCCUCACCUUACACGAGAUGCUGCCAUUAGCUUUUGAUUAUGCUGGACAGAAGCAAGCUGUUAAGGCUGUGUUCUUUGGAAUGGCCUUCAUGUCUGCAAGCCUUUACUUUCUCCAGAUCAGCUUGCCUGAGGAUAUGAGCUUGUAGUAACUUCAUCAAGCUAAAACAUUGUUGUACAUCUGUCAUAGUAAAAGAUGGAAGCUUUCUCUGGAUCAUUGGAUGUAAUGCUGGCCGUUUCAAUCAAAGGAAGCUCAUCUGUGGGUAAAAUCCAUUCCUGUAACUAGCAAUCGAGCGGGAAAAAUGUAAAGCAAUGAGAACAAGAGAGAACUGUAACCAGAACAUUACCCCCUUUCAACUCUCCUUACUGAAUUUCCCAUCUAUUGUCUUAUAUUAUUACCCUUAACAGGAACGUAACUUUAGCAUAUGAUUUCUCCAUUUUAAGUUCUCUGCAACAAGAGUGAUUCAUGGAA